AUGUCUGAGUGGGCUACUACAUCAUUCGUAAGCCUGUAUAAUUCCAUUGAGUCUGGCUCUUUUGACCACCAUCAAUAUGAGCGGAUACUACGAUAUUUGAAGACUUUAAAUGUUCUUGGUGGAAAAACGAAAAACACUACGAGCAGAGCUCAUUUGGAGAAGGGUGAGGUCAGAUUAUCAUCAGGGACCACACAAAAAGUAGGUAAGGAUGUUGCCAUCGCCGCCGUUAUGCUAUCAGAUGAGUUGAACCUAGAUGAAUUGAUUUCAGCUGAGCUUAUACUAUUGAAUUGUGAUGCCGAAUCUGAACACGACAAUUCGGAUAUUGCACUCAUCAAUGGAGCCAAAGUAGCGUUUUAUGUCAGACGUCAGUACGUUUUGCAGAUAGUGUCCUACAUUGUCAAUUGUUUAGAUCCUAGCGACAAAAUCUACGUCGAUCUUAUCUCGGAUGGGAUUUUGGUCAAAAACACUCUCUCCGCGUUCAAAGAAAUAGAGAGACAGUUUGAGGAAAUAAAACAAUUAGUCAACAGGAUGAAGCUUCUGGAUGGAUACGAUGCAUAUGCUGAACAAAAUGUGCGCUUCAGGCGAGACUUUCUUCUUUCAGAAUACGACACGCUAAGUCAAAUCCUCCACGGUUUGGUAAAAAACGGUACCUUCAUGCAAAAGGAGAGGUUAUUGGAAGUUGUGAAUAAAGUAUCUGAGAUGGACCCCAGCGAUUUUCUCAUUGUAUACUUCCUAUCAUCUCUUUUCCAGGCCUUCUCACAGUUGGACCUUCUUCCGGAAAACGAUGUGAAAGAUCUGCAUAAGAGAUUCCUCACAGAAUUGAAAAGCGACGCCAUCUACGCAAAUCCUGUUAAGGUAUCCAUUAUAUUUUCCUUUCUAGCAUUCUUCAUCGGAUGGUGUAAGGCUGCUCCUUCGGUAAGAGCAUCGGCUUAUGACUUCGCCAAUGCUGUUGAUGAACCUAUGACAAGGGCAGUCAAUUUGGGGGCUAUCGAACAAAUAAUGGCAUUUGCAGCUGACACAUCCGAAUUGGAGCGAGACAAUAGCAUAGAACUCUUUUACGAUAUGAGGUCUUUGUUGCAGAAGCAUAUCCCAAGACUAUAUGCGAAACAGCUUACAGACAGCGAUCAAUCAUACAGUGGAAGAUCCCCAAGAGAUUCAAGGUUCGAUACAAUUCACUUAUCCGAGCAAUCUCAGAUUAUACUGCUACCGACUUUUCAUCACUUGCUGCAAGUGGUCAUAACUGACUGUGCCUUUCUCUUGACUAAAAUGAAAGACGCAGAGGAGGAUUCACUGCUAUCUGGAGAAGAUUUAUUCCUUGACGAAAUAUCUGCCAAAGCUGACCUAGAGCGCUUUUUCUUGACUGUACACUACUUUUACGCGUUUAGACCGGAGUAUUGCGCAGUUUUUUGGCAAGACAAGGAGUCAAAUGCAUACGGUUUCAUUGAGUGGGCCAUGAAAUGUACUGACACAUUAAUGCGUUCUUCAGUAUUUUUAAUGCUAUCAAGCAUCGCAUUCGGAAGCGAAAACUCAUUCAACGUCUACCAUUAUAUCAAUCAGAAUCUCCACUUUACCUGGAAUCAUAUUGCGCAAAUCAUAAGCGGCUACAUCAUAAAGAUAUCAGAUGUAGAGAGACAGCAAGAAGAAAGCCAAGGGGUAGUGAAAGAUGAACACGACUUUACUUCUGUUGCCUUGAAAGUUGGCCUAAACGAAGAAGUUAUUGUACUUUUAUCGUCACUAUACACUUUGGUCGGUUGUGUAGCACACGACCUUGAUGAAGAGACCAAAUCUCGUCUCUCCACUACCUUCGCAAGUGUUCUUUUUGAAUUCGUUAAGGUCAAUACUCCCCUAAUUGGCGCAGCAUUAAAGGUACUAAGCAACCUGGUACCACAAAAUGAAGCCGAAAGAGGUAUCUUUUGGCAGAAGCUGGAUUCGUGGAUUUUCAAAACCUCCAAGUUGUCCCUCGCUCAAAAGUCAUAUCGUGAAGCUUUCAAAGGCAUCUUUACAACUUUUUCAGAUGUUACAGGUUUCCUCAAUCUAUUGAAGAAACUACUCUGCAUACACUCGAAAGGACUAGAUGGUUACCUCAAAUUUGGCAUACUUCCCUUCCCACCAAGGUUAGGAAAAGGAUACAGGAGGGUUGGAAUUUGGCCGUACUUUGAUUACCUGUUCCAUGAGGCAUUCGUUCAGUCGCGUCUAUUGAGCGACCAAACAGAGAGGGCGGCCAUUCAAAAGCCGGUAUUACAAAUUAUCGACCAAGCAUUGCAUUCUUUCGAUUACUCCGUCAUUUUGAAUUCUAUUCCUACUGGUUCUGAUUUGAACGAUUUGGUUGAGACCGAUGACUUUUUCAGCUAUGUUCAAGAAUCUCCUGCUACCACUGUUAUUAACUAUCUAUUUGAGGAAAAAGUGUUCACGGUUUUGUUUGAGAUUGCCUCUAUUGGUGUAGAUACCGUUACUUCUAGCUUACAGAACUCUAACGAACCUGUGGAGCUUUUGGAAUUGGCAAUGAAAAAUAUCAUGCAGCUUUUGCUUUGUCAGGAAACUUACGUGGAAGAGCUGUGUCCCAUUGUCAAAAGACAUGCCAAGGAUGAUUUUUUUAUUCCUCAAAAUUUUGGCCUCCAUGGUUUGAAGUCCUUUUACAAUGCUAUAUUUUUCGACCUUCCAAUGGUUGCGCAUUUCGGUUUGUACGUUGGGUUAGAGAACUAUGCGAUUGCUUCCCAUUCCAUCCAAAUUUUGCAGAAAUUGGCCUCGGAAAUGAAAGGAAGUGAUAGCAAAGCAAUUAUGAAGGACACAUUGCUGAAUUUGUUUGAUUCCGUGGACGAAUCCGCGCGCUUGAAAGAAGCGUUUAUUGAUCAGCUUUUGACUCCGAUCACGGAUGACAGAAUUUUAGAACUCAAGAUAGGAAUUUUGAACUUUUUAGUGCAGAAUCUCUCAUACGCUGACAAACAACCGUCAGUAGCACACUUUCUGCUGGGCUUUUCCAUAGAGAGUACGAUAUCUCUGGGACCCGAAUUGUCAAGUUUCAUUAACUCCGGACAUUCUGUUCUAAAUGCCAUUAUAUUUCUACUGAAAUCCUCUUUGGAAACAAUGGACGGCAGCAAUAUCGACAGCUCACCCACAGAGCUAGCGCUGCUCUCUAUGGAAAUUGUUUUAAAACUUUGUCGUAACCAGCUAACUUCCACCAUUAUACUGAAUCGCCUCAGCGAAUCUGGCUUGUUUGAGAAGCUUCUAGUGCUUGAUCCCAAAGUGAGUCUCAAGACCAGAUGGUCAUCUGAAUCAAUCUCAAGCAGUGUCGUAGGUGGAUCCCCAAGACAUUCUAGUGAAAAAGCUGCCAGUACGUUUUUGAAGUUUUUGACGUACAGAACAUUUUUCUUACAGUUCUUGAGCUUAGAUAUCCACAAGCUAAGCACUCAGUCGCUUAUGACCACAAUGAAGUCAAGAAUGGAUCUCCUUAUCUCAGAUGCUGCUCAGCCACCUCGUAUACUGUCGUACCUAGACGUAUUGGGAUUUGAGCUCGCCCCUCUGCCAAGUGAUUUUGCCAAGAAUUUGGUGGCGUGCGCCAACAUAGAUUUGGGUGGGCUUAAAGUGGAAAGCAACUUAUUAGCUACGGGCGAAACCUAUGAUAUGACACGGCUGCAUUCGUUGGUUCAGCUGAGAGUUCUUUCUUUGACCAAAAUUCUUCCGAUCGUGACGCCCGAUGGAAAUAUAUCGAAUGCAGAAGCUCUCACCAAGAUCGCAGAUGAUGAAAAAGCCAUGUUGACAAAACAUAUGUCGUCGUACUUCUCAUAUCAGCGGUUCAAGUCCUUACAAUUAUCAAUGUUACAUUCAUGGGUUCAGCUUGUCCAAGUGGUUGUGCUUGAUGGGCGGUUGACAAAGGAUGUUCGAUCGAAUUUUAUUCUUGAGCUCUUCGAAUCUUUAGUGCCUCGGAUCAUAGAUUACCUCGAAGUUGAUGUUGCCUACUCCGAAGAGAUAGUGUCACUUUGUGUUUUUCUCUACGAUAUUCAUCAUAAAGAUUCUCAGUCGCAAUCCAAAAAUAAUCCUGUUGACGGGAGACUUAUGGCACUUUUUAUGGCGUGCAUGAGUGGGAUAAGGUCCCCGCUCUCAACACUGUCCAUUAGAUCGGACUUUUACGCUCUUUCAAACAGAUUUCUCUCGAACGUGUUAGAAGACACAGAAUUGGCCAAGCCGAUUGCUCAAAAUUUGAAGUUGUCCAGCGACCGCUUGAUAGAGGUUGUAUUUAAUGACGCUGUAUCUGGAGAAGGUUCUUCAAGAAUCACCGGUAUACUAUUUUUGGACUCUCUUUUCCGGCUUGCAGGCCUCCAUAAGGUCAACUUCGUGUUAGAGACCUUGACCAGUAGAAACAUGCUUUUAUUGAUUGGACAUUCGCUAAAGGCCACUGAUGACUUCUUGAGCUCCGCAUUGGAAGGAAGAAGCUUAGACGAUUUGCUGUACGAACUCACUGCUUUCAAAGCCACUGUUCACUUUCUCAUUCGUGUUGCCGAAACACGUAGCGGUGCACAGGCUUUGGCACAAAAUGAUAUUUUCCAUGUUAUUGAAUCGUGCUCCUUCCUCAAGGUCGACCCUGAUUUAGGUCUUGAUCUCAAAUUCAAUGCUGAUAACACAAGUGACUCGAAUCAAGUUCAUGUUAGCCUAAGUCUCGAUGACUCUCUGGUAUCGGACACGGAUGCUUGUGGCUUAUCACUCUACGAAAUUGUUGUUCCCGUUUUUCAGUUGAUGACUUCAAUCCUUCUAAGCAUGGGAAGUGCUAAUCGAGCGGUGGUAAAGAGAACGCGUUCCCUGCUUAAUCAUUUCAGAAAAAUUGUUCAGGGUGCCCUCAAACGCGAUGCUUUGAUAGAAGAGGGCAAUGCCUCAACAAGGAAGACUGAAAGAAAUGAUGGCCUAACUCAGCUUGUGAAACUAGUCGUUUUACUGUGCACUCUGACCUCCUACGGCGGAGACGCCUGA
Molecule: messenger RNA, 4962 nt
Organism: Lachancea lanzarotensis
Lineage: Eukaryota; Fungi; Ascomycota; Saccharomycetes; Saccharomycetales; Saccharomycetaceae
Gene: NUP192
Product: LALA0S04e06810g1_1
Exons: 1
Coding region: 1-4962 (1653 amino acids)
Biological process (GO): nuclear pore organization
Cellular component (GO): nuclear pore inner ring; nuclear pore
Molecular function (GO): structural constituent of nuclear pore
Source: RefSeq, a predicted model, not a curated record